Molecule: messenger RNA, 1832 nt
Organism: Hyalella azteca
Lineage: Eukaryota; Metazoa; Arthropoda; Malacostraca; Amphipoda; Hyalellidae
Product: mitochondrial protein C2orf69 homolog
Exons: 5
Coding region: 199-1122 (307 amino acids)
Cellular component (GO): mitochondrion
Source: RefSeq, a predicted model, not a curated record
GUGAAGUCACAACAUUCAGUUUCAGCCGCUGCAGCCAGUAGGCUAGUGAGUAGUGACGAUUGUACUAGUUACCCGGAAUCAUUUGAAAAAAUGAAUUGAUAGAACAUCUUAAUUUGCAUCAGGCGCCGCUGUUGUGUCUUCUUAAUCUUAUUUAUUCAAUUGGUUUUCUAUACGAAAGAUAAAAGCUGCGACUGCGCCAUGCGUCUUGGUCCUGUUGAAGGCCAUGAAGGCCGUAAAAAUCACAUAAUUUAUUCUCCUCCUCGAGUGACUUCAAACGUUACGAACGUCGUUGUCUUUUUCCCUGGAGAUGUUCAGAACUAUGUGGAGCAAAUGGAUGCAUCAGAAGAUUACCUUAGACCAUGGGACUUGGAUUCUGUAUGUGAGAUGCUUUCAUCACGAAAACCAAACAGCCACAUCAUGGUAGUCAGGCCUAGUAGGAUGGAGCACAUGAUCAACUACUACGAUAACUUUGUGACGCUGAAUAGAUUUGGCGGGCCAGAUUACCUAAAAGGUCGCCAUGCCAUCCCCCAUCUCUUCCACCUGGUCCACAAUACGCUCAAAACCGUCCAAGAGCCACCCUUCAGAUCAUUGAUCACUGGCAGGGAGCUCAUCAGUGAGGACUCUAAUGUCUGUAGCAAUGAUGCAUCGCAAGACAAUGCUGGAAAUGCGAGACAAAUACAUGGAGAUGCGAUUGACAGUAUCUCCUUGGUCGCCUUCAGUAAAGGUUGCAUCGUUCUCAACCAACUUGUCACUGAGCUGUACCUCUUGUCAGAACUUCCAGAAGAGCUACAGACUCUCUACACGAAUUUCCUUAAGAAGGUGAGCGAGAUAGCCUGGCUGGAUGGCGGCCACCAGGGCAGAGAGGGAGCGUGGAUCACCAACCCUAACUUCCUGAAGAAACUUCUUGCUUUCCUGCCUCAACUUUUGGUUACGAUUCACGUCACUCCGUAUCAGAUGCACGACGCCACCCGUCCGUGGAUCGGCAACGAGUGUCGUCGGUUUGAGUCUCUGUGUAGAACAGCUGGAGGUAACGUGAGCUUCACCCUACACGGCGGUGACAUAAAAAACCCCAGCAUCCGCACACAUUUCAUGGCACUCGAUGCCUACGGCAAGUCAGAAUAAUAACUUCAUAAGAAGCUCGCAGGUUAAGGGUGUGAACAAGAGGCAAGCCCUUCAACGGAAAGGAAAAUCCUGUUAGUCGCGCUGUCGUUGGCUCUUGAUGCGUUCAGCAAGCUGACGAAAAUCUUACCAUCGUCAAAAAAGUAAACGAUUGUAAAAAUAAGACAUUCACACGAUCAAUUUUUGUAUUUUGCUCUCAGAAUUUAGUUGGGAUUAGUCUACGUUGGAUUUUCACCCCUGAGUACUGUUUACUGAAGAAGUUUCAUCAUCAGUUGUCAUAGCAUCCCAAGUGGAGAUCGAAACUACAAAUAUGUUGCGAUAAAGAUUAUUUCCAGGUUGUGUAGUGUGAUUUUUUGUGGUGGUGCUGUCCAGUUUCGUUAUCUGUUAUUCAUAUAAUAUAUAUAUUGAUCGUGAUCGUUGGAUUGUUAUCAGCUAAUUUUAGUUGAUAUUCAGUUUGCGACUUGUCAAGGCAGCAGAGGCAAUAGGAAAGAAAGACACUUCUCAUCACUAUCUUUUUAUUAGGAAUUUUUUAAAAUACAGUUUGACUCGAAUUAACAACUUGCAUAAUAUUUGCAUUUUCAAUGUUUUCCUAUAGAAGAAAUGAGCCUUUUUUCGACCAGUGAGGAUACUAAGAGUUUAAAAACGGUUGGAGACCAGGUUGCUGCUCAUUGGAGUAUAUAAAUCCUUUCGAUAAUAAAUAAUUCCUCAUAAUG